AUGUUUGAGAAAGAAAUCGUGAUUGAUGGUAAGGGCCAUUUGUUGGGUCGAUUGGCUUCUUAUAUUGCCAAGGAGUUGUAAAGAGGCUAAAGGAUUGUUGUAGUCAGAACUGAGUUGAUUUAACAAUCAGGUUCCCUCUUCAGAAACAGAGUCAUUUUUGAAGAAUAUCUCAAUAAGAGAAUGGCCUUCAAUCCAAGAAGAGGAUACAAGCAUUACAGAACUCCAUCACGAUGUUUUUGGAAGGUAGUCAGAGGAAUGCUUCAAUAUAAAUCAAAAAGAGGAGCAGCUGCUUUAGAGAGAUUAAAGGUCUUUGAAGGAGUCCCCCCUCCCUAUGACACAAGAAAGAGAUAGGUUAUUCCAGAUGCCAUCAAAUUGAUCAGACUCAAGAAUCACAGACCCUUCUGCACUUUAGGUGAUUUAUGUGCCUCAGUCGGAUGGAAUUCAUAAGCUGUUGUUAACAGACUCGAAGAGAAGAGAAAGCAAAGAGGUGCUGCCUAUUACAAGAGAAAGAUUGCCAGAGAAAAUCUCAGAAGAAAAGCCAUCGGAGCUAAGGAACUUGCUACAAUCAAUUCAGAGUUAGAGAAGUUGGGCUAUUGAAAUAAUAUAAUAAAAUCAUGUACAUUUAAUCUUUAUAA
Messenger RNA from Paramecium tetraurelia, 635 nucleotides. RefSeq lists its product as uncharacterized. Gene Ontology annotation, biological process: translation; negative regulation of translation. Gene Ontology annotation, cellular component: ribosome; cytosolic large ribosomal subunit. Lineage: Eukaryota; Ciliophora; Oligohymenophorea; Peniculida; Parameciidae. Gene Ontology annotation, molecular function: mRNA binding; structural constituent of ribosome. The transcript is spliced from 3 exons. The record is from RefSeq and is a predicted model, not a curated record.